This is a messenger RNA of Dicrocoelium dendriticum, 645 nucleotides long. The record is from the annotation of a GenBank genome assembly. NCBI's taxonomy places the organism in Eukaryota, Metazoa, Platyhelminthes, Trematoda, Plagiorchiida, Dicrocoeliidae.
AUGAGUGGGUACCAGCCUCCCUCCUCCCACAUACAUACUGGACACGGAAAUCCUCGGCCGGACGCAUAUUAUAGAAAACGGACGUUUUACAAGCGUGAAACGAGUUUGUCCUCAAUUCCAUUUCAAAGUCUGACUAGAAUGAACAUUCUUCAUGACUUAGUGUGUGUUCAUUCGGCUAAUCUGCUGAGAUCAGUACCCAUUCCCGAAACAUUCGGUGAUAUUUUUCGACUUUCCUUUAAAGAUUUAGUUGGCCUCACUGUUUUCGGCGCUGUGACCGGCGUCUUGGGCUACUCCAUAUAUACGACUGCUACUUUGUUUGCUGUAAAGAAAGGUUAUAAGAUCAACCACAAUAUCUGCAAACAUCUCAACAAAUGUGUCGAUUCCGUCGACCUUGAGUCAAUCGCAGACAAGAAGGUCUACUGUCGCUGCUGGCGAUCUUCCAAGUUCCCUUAUUGUGAUGGAAGUCACAAUAAGCACAAUGAGGAAACCGGUGAUAACGUCGGGCCUCUUAUCCUUAAUCCUAAAAGAGCCUCAUAAGUUAUGUCUUCCAUACCUUGUGUUGCAACACUGAAAGCCACGCGGACUUAAUGAAAUAUAGAUUACCUUACAGAAUCCUGCAUUCCUUCCAUUGUUCUGUAUCAUGUG